Molecule: messenger RNA, 1437 nt
Organism: Telopea speciosissima
Lineage: Eukaryota; Viridiplantae; Streptophyta; Magnoliopsida; Proteales; Proteaceae
Exons: 3
Coding region: 1-1437 (478 amino acids)
Molecular function (GO): zinc ion binding
Source: RefSeq, a predicted model, not a curated record
AUGGGAAAUGUGUUGAAAGAGAAGUAUAAUAUGGACACAACCAAUAUGCGAAUGUAUAGGGCAAGAUGGAGAGCCAGGGAAGAAACUGAUGGGAGUCAUACAAUGUCAUUUAAUAAGUUGAAAAUAUAUGGGGAUAUGAUAAUGGCAAAAAACUCUGGUAAUUCAUUUGUGAUCCAAUACCAGAAUGCAAAUAAUUAUGGAGAGAUGGAUGCAUAUGGGGUGGUUAGAGUAAAUCCACAGUUCAAGCGUAUGUUUAUAUGCUUUGAUGCAUGCAUACAAGGAUUUUUAAAGGGAUGUAGGCCAUUCAUAGGCCUUGAUGGUUGUCAUCUGAAAGGUGUAUAUGGUGGAGUCUUAGUUUCUGCAGUUUCAGUUGAUGGAAACAAUAGAAUAUUUUCAAUUGCAUAUGGAGUUGUAGAAUCUGAAGGAAAGGACAGUUGGCUACAUGAGUCCAUUGAGAGAUGCAAAGACAGAUCCAUUGGAGUAAUAGCCCCUACUAUACCACUCACAUUUAUGACAGACAAACAAAAGGGUCUUAUUGAAGCAAUUUCAACCAUUUUCCCACAAGCAAACCAUAGACACUGUAGCAGACAUUUACACAAUAAUUUCAAGAAAGUGUUUGGAGGUAUGAAAGCAGAAAGGAAUGAUGCAUAUGAUUGGUUGAUGAAGACCCCAAUUAGUAUGUGGAGUCGACAUGCAUUUGUUCACAGAGCCAAGAGUGAUCAUAUAACCAACAAUAUGACUGAGUCAUUCAACCAGUGGGUUGGACCCUGCAAGGACAAGUCAGUCCUUACCUUAAUCGAUGAAAUCAGAUCUAAGUUGAUGGGUACAUUACAAAAAAGGUUUGCAAAGGCUUGUAAUUUUGAAGAUGUCAUUACUUCAAGAAUGAAGAAAAAACUUGAUGGUUUCCAAAAAAAUGUGAGGUAUUGUAGACCAACAUAUUGUGGAAGAGAUAAGUAUGAGGUACAGGAUCAAAGUGUUAGGUAUGUGGUGGACAUGGAAAAUAACAUAUGUGAGUGUGGGAUCUACAUAGCAACUAGAUUGCCAUGUAAACAUGUAGGAGCAUGCAUUCAAUUUAAUAGGGUACCUCUUCUACAAUACUGUGCUUCAUACUACACAACAAAGAGGUAUCUAAUGGUUCAUGAGGCAAUGAUUGAUCCAAUGUAUGAUCUCAGCACUUUAGAAGAAAAAUUCCUACUUCUUCCACCAUUCAAGAGGUCAAUUGGCAGACCAAAUAAGUUAAGGAAGAGAGAACCAGAUGAGGUACCUAAAGGAGACACUAGGAAGAGGUCUAGCACUGUAUGGUGCAGUAAAUGCAACUCUUUUGAUCAUAAUAGGAGGACAUGCACAGGACCUCCAGUUAAUGAGAAGAGGCCAUCCUCAUCUCAGAAGAAGAGGAAAGCAAGGAGUGAUGAACCUGAUGAUAUAACAUCCUCUUAG